Molecule: messenger RNA, 2407 nt
Organism: Thermothielavioides terrestris NRRL 8126
Lineage: Eukaryota; Fungi; Ascomycota; Sordariomycetes; Sordariales; Chaetomiaceae
Exons: 2
Coding region: 92-2251 (719 amino acids)
Molecular function (GO): ATP binding; ATP hydrolysis activity
Source: RefSeq, a predicted model, not a curated record
UGAAGGACUGAGCAACAGUAGGACUCAGCUUAAACCCGACCCGGUCUCACCGCCCUGGUCCACUUCCGGACCAGCCUCCCGCUCCGUCGCCAUGGCGCCUGGGAUCCUCAGCGAAGUCUCUCCCGCAGGGGAGACCGGCCAGGCAUUCAAGAUCCUCGCCGUCAACGACAAGCCUUUGAAGAAUGGAGACGAGAAGCCGGCAAACGGCGUCUCAGCCAAAGAAGACAACGGGCCGCCCGCCGAGGUGAAUGGUGAAGCCAGGUCUGACGACAAGACCGAGGUUGAGAGCAGCAGCGGAAGCGAGACCAGCGAGGAUGCACCCCAAGACCAGACCAUGAAGUGCGAGAUAAAGCCUCUCGACCGGAGAUACAAUGACGACGACGAGAUCUACUUCACCGAGCGCAAGGCCGAGGUCGAGAAGCCGAAGCAGAAAGACUGGUGGAGGAUGUUCGCCUUUUGCCUGGUCCGCAAAUACAACUCGGACAACGAGCUCCAGGGCCACAGCCUCUACGUCAAUCCGCAACCGCUCCGGCAGCUGCUCGCCGACGUCAUCGGCAACUACCCAGGAGACCCCAUCGACGUGGACGACGUCCAGAUCGAGGCCCCCUACUACUCGCUCUUCCACUACCGCGCCCAGCUCGAGACGGAGGGUUUCAAGCGCUUCGCCGACGACCCGGAGUCUCUCGAGCAUCUGAAGCUGCUCUUGAACUGGAUCAAAACGCAUUUCGAGCUCGAAAUCGCCGCCUACGAGCGGUGCACCACCCAGGGGCAGAAGGUCAUCGCCUAUGACUGCGCCUGGACACUCUUCCCGCCCGGCACCAUCGUGUACUGCAAGCUGCUGACGCAGAACCGCGCCUUCCGCGUCCACAGCAAAUGGUACGACACGAACGAGCUCAACCCCAGCCUGAACCUGCUGGCCGAGUUUGUCGACUUUGACGGCCACCGGCUGGGUACGCGGCGCAUCGAGCUGAGCAUCUCCAAGUACCCGGGCACGCGGGAGCUGGGCGAGCUGAGCGUGAUCCCGCUCGACCUGCUCGACGAUGCCGAAGACGUCCGCGAGGAGCUGCUCGCUCGCGGCAGGAAGUUCGAGAGCUACGUGGGGCAAAACCUGCUCGCGUACAACGGGAUCGCCAUCAAGAAGAUGCCCGAUGGCUACGCCCGCUUCAGCGUCACGGGGCGAGUCAUGAUCGACUGCAAGACGUACCACCGGAUGGAGCCCAACGACUCCUUCGUCGUGACCAGCGGCGAGUCGUCCAGGAUGGAGCGCAGCCGCAAGAAGGCGCUGGCCCAGCUCAGCUUUGCCGGGGCCGACGGGACCCCGCAGUUCGACCGGCUGUCGGACGAGGACGCGAUGCUGACCAACGCAACCGUGCGCGGCUACUCGUUCACCGCGAAGCGCUUCCUCGAGUUCUUCGUCGAGGACCUGUCCGAGAUCGAGUGGAACUCCCGCUGCUUCGAGGACCUGGUGCUGGACCCGGCCAUCAAGAAGACGGUGCAGGCGCUCGUCUCGACCCACGCCCAGAAGCGCGACACCUUCAACGACAUCGUCAAGGGCAAGGGCAUGGGCCUCGUCUGCGUCCUGCACGGCCCGCCCGGCGUCGGCAAGACCCUGACCGCCGAGUGCGUCGCCGAGCUCGUCAGGCGGCCGCUGUACAUGGUCUCGUCCGGUGACUUGGGAAUCACCAGCGCUGAGCUGGACCGGUCGCUAUCGCGCAUCAUGGACAUGGCGGCGACGUGGCGGGCGGUGCUGCUGAUCGACGAGGCCGACGUGUUCCUGGAGCGGCGGUCGCUGCACGACCUGCACCGCAACGCCAUGGUCAGCGUGUUCCUGCGCGUGCUCGAGUACUACAGCGGGAUCCUGUUCCUGACGACGAACCGGGUGACGACCUUCGACGACGCCUUCAAGUCGCGCAUCCACAUCCCGAUCCGGUACACGGAGCUGAGCGUCGACUCGCGCCGCCAGAUCUGGCGCAACUUCUGCCGCAAGGUGCCCGGCGGCGUCGACAUCGACGAGAAGGGCCUGGCCACCCUCGCCGAGGCCGACCUCAACGGCCGCCAGAUCAAGAACGCCAUCAAGGCCGCCGAGAGCCUCGCCGCCUUCGACGGCGUCCGCCUCGACCUCAAGCAGCUGCUGCAGAUCACCAAGAUCCAGGCCAUGUUCGAGAGCGACCUGACCAGCCUCAGCGGCGUCGACUACACCGCCCCGGGGGCCAGCAAGAAGGACGCCGAGAGCAGGAACAUGUUCCUGUGAUCUCUCUCUCACUCUAUAUGUCUCUUGCUUUCUCUCUUUCUUUCCCUUUUGUUCUCUCUUUUUGACUCUCUCUCGUCUCAAAGAUUUGGUUAUUGGAGAUUGGGGUUCAGAGGUAACACACCGUGCAUUCAUGAUGGCGUUGCGGUUGGGAACUUC